CUUUUUAAGCUACUGCAAGAAAACAGACUAGAACAGUGAGGAUUAGAACAGACAUACAGUAAAGUACUACAUAUUUACAUUUUCUUUUAAUAAGCAAUGUAUUUUAAGAUUUCCUGUCUAGGUGAUUUAAAAAAGGUUCAUUGAGCGUUUCACAUAAAACGCUCAACUUCCUCUUCAUGACAGUAUAGGUGACAUAUCACCACAGCAAGACAGACUCCAUCCGUCUGCAAUGGAAAUGGGUCACAUUCUCAUGUUCUUCAUGACGGUUCUGAUCUCCAGCACAGCAUCCGGAUCUGAAGACCAUGUGUUUAUACAGACAGGGGGCACUGUUAAGCUGGAUAUAAAAAUUAAAACACUGCCAGAGUUUUAUAUAUUAGUCUGGAUGAUAAAUAAAUCAGAAAAUAUAGUGAGAUUCGAAAGUCAGUCUGGAGAUAUAAAAGAUUACAGUUCAUAUAAGAACAGAGUUGAGUUCAAUACUGAAACCUUCUCUCUAACACUGAGGAACAUGCAGAAGACAGACAGUGGAUUCUACAUGGCAAAAACAAAAGGAGAACAAGAAAUAUUUGUUGCUGAACACAACGUAUCAGUUAUAGAUCCAGUGGAUUCACCUAUUCUGAAACAGAACUUUACCAUGAUCAGUGUUAAAGCCUGUGUUGUGAACGUGUCAUGCAGUGGGCGUGAUCAUACAAUCAACGACAGAUACCACAGCAACAACUGCACUCAGGAGGAAGUGACAUCAUUUGGAAUCGACACUCUAACCCUGUAUUGCAUUGAGAACGUAGUUGUUUGUAACUACAGCAACCCAGUCAGCUGGAAGAAUGAAACGAUAGAGAUUAACCAACUUUGCACACCUCAUGAAACAGAAAAUCCCAAAGACAAAAACAGUUAUUUUCCUCUCCUUUGGCUCUUGGUCAUCGCGGGUGUUCUUCUGUUGGUUUUCACAGCAGUUUCUGUAAUAUUCUGUUCUUCCAAGAAGCAUAAAAAGGAUACCCAACAGAAUGAUAAUACAGUCUAUGCACAAGUUCAGCCAAGGAAUGAAGUACAAAGACCUCUGGAGAUGCUGGAAAAAUCAGCAAAUCCUCAAACUGUGUAUGGAUUUACAGGAGAACACAAACAAACUCACAAUACCAGACAAAAGAUGCCUAGUCCUCGGAUGCAGGGACAGGCACAAACAGAAAAUCGACCCAACACCACCUACAGUACAAUAGGACAACACCAAAAACCAUCAUUUGACUCUGAAACAGACCAUACCAUUUAUUCAAUAGUGAGUAAAUCCAAGCGUGGCAGACAACCUGUAGAUAAACAGCAGAGGCUAAAUAUGUAACAAAAAAAAAGUGCAUUUGUCAACAGAUAUCUUAAAAUAGUUCAAUAAUACAGUGAUAUUUGUUUAGCUAAAGUUGCCUUAUUGCCCUUAAACUUUGUUUGUUUGUUUAAUUAACUGUGUUAAUUUUUUAUUGUGCUUUUUUACCCCCAUUAAAACAGCUCAUAAUGUUAAUUGGACUUAAACAUUCAUUGGAGUAUGAUUUAAUAAAGGUUAGGCAUCAUGCUUUUCUUUCUUAUAGUAAUGAGAAACAUUUAUUUUUACGCUAGAUGGCAAUAUUACAGUAUCUUUAAAUAUAAUAAGAAUGUAUGGCCCUGUUUUAAUCUGCAUUUAAGACACAUUUUUGGGAAAUCCCUUACAAUAUGAUUCCAUUUGUUAUAAUUAUACAUUAUACAUUAAACAUUAACUAAUAUUGGUUAAUACUUCUAAAGAGUAACCAAACAGUUGCUGGUCCCCACUUUAAAAUCUUUUUCAAAUCUAGGAUCUUCGAGGUUCAGCAAGAAUUGGUUUCUUUUUGUCAGUGUGGUGCUAAACUACUUCGAAGUCAAGACAACAGCAGUGAUUUAGAGUUGUUGUUUUUUUUUCUUUAUUUAAUGGUUGUUUAGCAUUUUCAAUGAGUUAAAAAAUGUAUUUAUAAACAUAUUAUUAUAUUAAAAUAGCAGCAGUUUCACAUGUGUGUUUUAUUGUUCCCGUCAUUCCAGUGAUAAAUGUUUUAUAAACAAGGACCAGUUCAAAGCUGGAUUUGUUUGAUACUGAAAGAUAGAGCGUGAUAAAGGAUCCCAGUCAUGAUUCUGAACUGUAGGCAGUAAUUGAAACUGCAUCAAAUUUCUCUUUAGCUCUGGCCACGGCAUGCUUCCAGGAGCUCAGCUGUUUAUGGAGAGAAUUGCAAAUCUGUAUCUUUCUUUUAGAAAUCUGAUAA
This is a messenger RNA of Labeo rohita (rohu), 2240 nucleotides long. RefSeq names its product natural killer cell receptor 2B4-like. The record is from RefSeq and is a predicted model, not a curated record. Bases 230 to 1324 code for a protein of 364 amino acids. Lineage: Eukaryota; Metazoa; Chordata; Actinopteri; Cypriniformes; Cyprinidae. The transcript is spliced from 7 exons.